Messenger RNA from Filobasidium floriforme, 1367 nucleotides. RefSeq lists its product as uncharacterized. The coding region runs from base 145 to 1050 and encodes 301 amino acids. The transcript has 3 exons. NCBI's taxonomy places the organism in Eukaryota, Fungi, Basidiomycota, Tremellomycetes, Filobasidiales, Filobasidiaceae. The record is from RefSeq and is a predicted model, not a curated record.
AAGACAUUCGUAGCAUCGGUUGAUCGUGAAAACUUACCCGUUCACCGUUUGCGGUCUUCGGAGUCAUAAACUGGUCACGGCAUCAGGUCUUUUCCUACUCCAGCAUCCAUCCCCGUCAACGAGAGCUUCAGAGGGAUCAUCAAGAUGCCUCUCACUUCGUUGGACGGCCUCCUCAAGUUCACGGUACUUGUUAACGGCGAUAGAACUCCCCUCGAACCGCUUAUGCUGUAUCGAACGUCGCAAAAGACCGUAGGGAUCGUUGAUUUCGCUCCUGAUCAACGGUUCGAAAUCAAAUGGGAGCUGGUCGCAGGCUGGAACAGUCUACCCCAGGAUGGGUCAGAAAAAUACUGUGAUUACCUGCGAACCCUUGCAUUUGUCAACGAAGAUGAUGCUGGGUUGGCAGACUGGCGAAGGCCCCAUUUCCGUGGCUCGUUCCCUCUCGACAAUGACCGAGCCUUCCACUGCAAAGCCCAUCUCAAAUUCGAUCUCUGGAGGGGGUACAAGGGCCGGCGAUUGGGCUAUCAAGAAGACAAGUUUCACACCGUCAUUCUUCUCUACCGGACCCGGCCCGAUGGACACCGUCAGAACUGCUUGAGUUCCGACUAUUGUCCGGCUUUCUUCGCUGAGAUGGCUCGAGCAGAUAGGCACGGGCUCGAGCAGCGAGAACGGCAGGCGGCGGAACAACGAGAGCGGGACGUGGCGGAUCAGCGAGCGCAAAGGGAAUUGGAGGUUGCACAAGGCCUCAACGAGCGAGAGCGGUUGCUUUUACAACGUGAGCUGGCGGUCGAGGAACGGGAGCGGGAACUAGAACGGCGAGAACGAGAUAUCGUCCACGCUACUCCAAAUCCGGUGGACGAGGAUCGCAAGCCCGUGAUUCCCGAAGUCCAGGAUACCGAAUCCGAGUCUCGCCUCGAAGGUCGACUUGCGAAGGUGGAGCAGGAACUUGCUAGUCUGCGGAGUAUGAUCAGGAGAAGGGACAGCAGGAGCCCGUCACCCUCUGAGCCAUCCGGUGCGCGCAAGCGACCUCGUCGAAGCAACGGCGCUUUGUGAUGAACAAUACACUUGUUCACGGACAAGCGUCCCGUCAGCGUUCCAUGCAUCACGGUACCUUUUCACCCCCACUUGCCCGACCGACCAUUCCUUGCCUUGGGAACAGGCUUCCCUUUGACGGAUCUCAUACGCCUUACGAUGCUAGUCUGUACUCACGAUACAAUACAUGUACCUCUAGACUAUACCUGCCAUACCCUCAUCACGCUCCCAUGACCAUCUCGCAGCACUACUACCGUGACAUACUCGGUCGUCGUCCGUGCGCGUCGCCCGCGAGACUCUCGAUGGUGGUAACUUAGGCUGGGUACUGCCACAUCACG